AUGGCCAAGUACGCAUUCAUCAGUAUUCAAGGUGGCCAGACAGUCAGGGAGAAGGAGCUCGCAAUAUCUCAAGCAAAGUCGCAUGCUGCUCGAGCUGCACACCGGACCAAGAAGUUGAUUCUCUUGUCCGCGGGCAAGCCGGAGAAGACGGCCCAACCGGAGAAUAAUCAAGUAGCGACGCAGACACCAGCAGCAGAUCCAAGUCCAUGGCAUUGGUCCAAAGGUGCCAGGAAGGACCCCUUCAAUUGCAUCCCUGGCAGUGAUAGCGUCACCGCCGGGAUAGCUAUCGACUUUAUGCACAAUGUUGUCUCUCCGAUUCACGCCGCUAUUGCGGGCACCUUUGGCGUCUCUAAUCUCUACGGGUCUUGGCUUCUCGAACAGAUGGCUUCGUCCAGGGACGUUUUGGAUGUCGUGGUGGCCAGCAUGUUAUCCCUGGCUAGCCCAUUGAUGAAACUUGCCCCCGCUAGCCAACAGAUCGUGACUGGUGUCUACCUCCACAAGGAGGGUGCCCUCGCUCAACUCCGGAAUCGAAUCGAGCUCUCCGAUGCGGGUAUCGACGAUAGCCCCAUAUUGACCGUGAUGUUUCUUGCCAUCCUCGAAGGUUCCGAGCACAAUCGUGACGCCGAACGAGCCCAUAGGUCCAAAGCUGCUGCCAUGGUUAAAGCACGGGGUGGCGCUAACGGCCUGAUCGCGGUACCCUGGAUCCAGGCUUUGGCCUCUCAAUUUCAGAUUCAGGACUCGCUAUCAGCCGACGUGGAAGAAUUCGAUUUCCUGGGUUUCGACGGACCUCGACCCGAAACCUUCGAGAUGCUAACACACGAGGACGCCCUGAUCUCAAUGCCUCCCGGAUUUGCUCCCCUUGCUGAGAGGGGAAUGCUCGGUAAAGAAACCAUAGCCAUAAUCAACCGACUUGCUCGUCGAGAUUACACCGUCAAUCCAUGGCCCGUGAACGAGGCCGUGUAUGCACCGCUCAAGGAUUUUUGUCCUGCAGUCUACAGCAAGAGGCUGUCAGUGGACAAACUCGUCUGUCUCGGCCUAGUCCGUUAUGGAGUCCUUAGCAUCGUGGGAAGGGAGUUCCGAGCAUGUGUCUUCCACAGUGUGACAGAAGCGUUGGCAAUUGCGGUCAGAUCCAUCGAUCCGCCCGUUGAAAUUGAAUAUCGACAAUGCUUGAUCUGGAUCUGGCUCGUAGCUGUGAAUUCUUGGUUGAUUGGCGGUGGAGAGCUCGAAGUCGAAGGUGUCGUUCUGCUGGCCCAGAUGCGGUCACACUUCCCAGAGACUAACGACUGGACAACCGAUGAUGUAGAGGCAUUGGGGGCUAGAUUUUUCUGGUGCACAGCUUUUCACGAGAUGGUCAUGAUAAAUUGGACCUGA
Molecule: messenger RNA, 1371 nt
Organism: Exophiala mesophila
Lineage: Eukaryota; Fungi; Ascomycota; Eurotiomycetes; Chaetothyriales; Herpotrichiellaceae
Exons: 3
Coding region: 1-1371 (456 amino acids)
Source: RefSeq, a predicted model, not a curated record